AAAUCAUUUUCAAUGGAUGGGGACGCGUUUGCGGUCUUCUCCUUCUUUUCCUCCUCCGAUUUCCAGAGCAUUUCACUCUGUCUACGGUUACCUUUCCAAAUCCCACACCCCGGCGGGGAUCGAGGGUUUGGAUCGGUGGCAUAAUGAUGAAGCGAAUGUUCGAACGGGUAGUGGCGGUGGGCAGUGCACGAACUGGGAAGAGGCAAAUCGUGGAUACUCCACUGUGGAUGAGGGAGAUUUAGUCCCGCAGUUUAAAUAACAAGUGGAUCCAACAUAGUUACUUUGUGUGGCGGCAUCUGCUGAAAUUCAACGACAAUUAAGUUGAUUUCUGAGCAUUGUUUUGCUUUUGGAGGCCAGUGUUUGUUCCCACCAAUUUUAGCACCAUCAUUUCUAUCAGCACAAACCAAACAAUGGUGAAGUCAAUCAUAGCUGAAGCUGAAAACAAGGAUAUUGAGUUAGACAAUCAUUUUUCCUCUAUCACACACACAGAGAGCUUAAAGUGUGUUCACAAGGUGGGAUUCCCACCUCAGAGGAAAUUUGUCAAAGAAUUCAAAGAUGCAUUGAAAGAGACAUUCUUCGCAGACGAUCCACUACGCCCUUACAAGGAUCAGCCUAGAUCCAGGAAGCUGGUUUUGGGUCUUCAGUUCUUGUUUCCGAUCCUUGACUGGGGAAGAAACUACAACAUUUCUAAGUUUAAGGGUGACGUAAUUGCUGGUCUGACAAUUGCUAGUCUUUGUAUCCCUCAGGACAUUGGAUACGCUAAACUUGCUAAUCUUGACCCAAAAUAUGGGCUCUACUCUAGUUUUGUUCCACCACUAAUUUAUGCGGUAAUGGGUAGCUCAUUGGAUAUUGCUAUUGGACCAGUAGCAGUUAUCUCUCUCUUGCUUGGAACUCUUCUACAAAAUGAAAUAGAUCCUACAACUAACAAGGAGGAAUACCGUCAGCUUGCAUUCACAGCAACCUUUUUUGCUGGUGUCGUUCAAGCAGCAUUGGGUUUGCUUAGGCUAGGCUUUCUUAUCGAAUUUCUCUCACAUGCUGCAAUUGUUGGAUUUAUGGGUGGUGCUGCAAUUACUAUCGCUCUUCAGCAACUAAAGGGAUUUCUUGGAAUUAAAAAUUUCACCAAGAAUACAGAUAUUGUUUCCGUGAUGAAGUCGGUUUGGGGUUCUGUUCACCAUGGGUGGAACUGGCAGACAAUAUUGAUUGGAGCAUCCUUUUUGGCAUUUCUAAUGUUCGCUAAGUACAUUGGGAAGAAAAGGAAAAAGCUUUUUUGGGUACCUGCAAUGGCACCACUGGUAUCGGUUAUCGUCUCCACUUUUUUCGUAUACAUAACCAGGGCUGAUAAGCACGGCGUACAGAUUGUGAAAAAGAUAGACAGAGGAAUCAAUCCAUCCUCUGUCACCCAGAUUCAUUUCAGCGGCCCUUACGCUGCAAAAGGAUUCAAAAUCGGAGUGGUAGCUGGAAUGAUAGCUUUAACGGAAGCAAUUGCAAUUGGAAGAACAUUUGCUGCCAUGAAGGAUUACCAGUUGGAUGGAAACAAGGAAAUGGUUGCACUUGGAACCAUGAACAUAAUUGGCUCAAUGACUUCCUGCUAUGUGGCAACAGGUUCCUUUUCACGUUCAGCUGUCAAUUUCAUGUCUGGCUGUCAGACAACUGUGUCCAAUAUUGUUAUGUCACUGGUAGUGAUGCUUACCUUGCUAUUGAUCACACCUCUCUUCAAGUACACCCCAAACGCGAUACUUUCUUCUAUUAUUAUCUCGGCAGUGAUUGGUCUCAUUGAUUAUGAAGCAGCAUUACGCAUUUGGAAAGUUGAUAAGUUUGAUUUUAUUGCGUGCAUGGGAGCCUUCCUUGGAGUAGUUUUUGUAUCUGUUGAAAUUGGUCUCUUGAUUGCUGUCUGUAUUUCACUUGCAAAGAUCCUCCUGCAAGUAACAAGACCAAGAACUGCUUUACUUGGGAAUCUUCCAAAAACAACACUAUAUAGAAACAUUGAACAGUACCCAGAAGCAGCCAAGGUUCCCGGAGUUUUGAUAGUAAGAAUUGAUUCAGCUGUUUACUUCACGAACUCUAACUAUGUCAAGGAGAGGAUCCUAAGAUGGUUAAGAGAUGAAGAGGAGCAGCUAAAUGCUAAAAGUCUACCUAAAAUAACUAUAUUGAUUGUCGACAUGUCACCUGUGAUAGAUAUCGACACGAGUGGCAUCCACGCCUUUGAAGAACUCUACAAGACCCUCCAAAAGCAAGAAGUUCAGCUUGUUCUUGCAAACCCUGGUCCAGUGGUGAUUCAGAAGCUCCAUUUGGCGAAGUUCACAGAGCUGAUAAGCCAGGACAAGAUAUUCCUCUCUGUCGGCGAAGCCGUGAUGUCAUGUUCUUUGAACUCAAGGAGAGACGCAUGAACUUGAUGAAGUGCUGCAAGAUUCAUUCUUUGAUGAAUUGAAGUGGUCACUGCAAGAAGCUCAUAUUUUCCUCGAAAAAGAAUCAGAUGCUGCUUGUUUAUGUAUUUGCCUGAUUUUGGGUCUUUCUAUUGCGCAUGAGUUGCUGGGUUUCUUUCUCCUCAGCUUGCUAUCACACGAAUAAGAAUGCGAACUGUAGCAUUAACGAA
This is a messenger RNA of Zingiber officinale, 2593 nucleotides long. RefSeq names its product sulfate transporter 1.2-like. Gene Ontology annotation, biological process: transmembrane transport. Gene Ontology annotation, cellular component: membrane. The coding region runs from base 411 to 2387 and encodes 658 amino acids. The transcript has 15 exons. The record is from RefSeq and is a predicted model, not a curated record. Lineage: Eukaryota; Viridiplantae; Streptophyta; Magnoliopsida; Zingiberales; Zingiberaceae.